Phodopus roborovskii (desert hamster) is the source of this 3582-nucleotide messenger RNA. RefSeq names its product collagen type XXVIII alpha 1 chain (gene Col28a1). The record is from RefSeq and is a predicted model, not a curated record. NCBI's taxonomy places the organism in Eukaryota, Metazoa, Chordata, Mammalia, Rodentia, Cricetidae. The coding region runs from base 85 to 3510 and encodes 1141 amino acids. The transcript has 35 exons. Gene Ontology annotation, molecular function: serine-type endopeptidase inhibitor activity.
GCAUCUACUGCACUGGUCUGUCUUUCCUGUUUGAGAAUUUGCCUAAGGUGUUACCAGGCAGAUGAAUUUUCACCAUCUACCAUAAUGAGGAAAAGAGAUGCUGCCUUCUGUCUUCUGCUUUUGCCAGCGUUUAUGACUCAAGCAGUACAUGGACAAAGAAAGAAAGGACCAAAGCCAAACAUACUGGCAAGGAAAAAUGACAUCCGGGACUCCAUUUGCUUCAUCGAUGUUGCUUUUAUCUUGGACAGUUCUGAAAGCUCUAAAAUUGUCCUCUUUGAUAAUCAAAAAAAUUUUGUGGACAGCUUGAGUGAGAGGAUUUUCCAGUUGACUCCUGGUAGGUCACUGAAAUAUGACAUCAAGUUGGCAGCCCUUCAGUUUAGCAGCUCCGUCCAGAUUGAUCCACCCUUUUCUUCUUGGAAGGAUCUACAGACAUUUAAGCAGAGGGUCAAGUCUUUGAAUUUAAUUGGGCAAGGUACCUUCUCUUAUUAUGCCAUCUCCAAUGCCACAAGGCUGCUUAAGAGAGAAGGACGUAAAGAUGGUGUGAAAGUGGCUUUGUUGAUGACUGAUGGCAUUGAUCAUCCCAAGAGUCCAGAUGUCCAAAGUAUUUCUGAAGAUGCUAGAAUUUCAGGAAUAUCAUUUAUCCCUGUGGGACUUUCCACUGUGGUCAAUGAAGCCAAACUUCGCUUGAUAUCUGGGGACUCAUCCAGUGAACCUGUUCUACUAUUGAGUGAUCCAACUCUUGUAGACAAAAUCCAGGAACGUCUGGAUGUCUUAUUUGAAAGGAAGUGUGAACACAAGAUCUGUGAAUGUGAGAAGGGAGAUCCAGGUGACCCAGGGCCUCCUGGUACCCAUGGGAACCCUGGUAUCAAAGGUGAGCGAGGACCAAAAGGAAAUCCGGGUGAUGCUCAGAAAGGAGAAACUGGAGAAAGAGGACCUGGGGGAAUUCCUGGCUACAAGGGUGACAAGGGUGAACGAGGAGAAUGUGGAAAACCAGGCAUGAAAGGUGACAAAGGACCUCCAGGGCCAUAUGGACCAAAGGGACCCAGAGGAAUUCAGGGCAUUGGAGGACCUCCAGGGGAACCAGGCCCAAAGGGAUUUCAAGGGAAUAAGGGUGAGCCAGGUCCUCCUGGUCCUUAUGGUCCCCCGGGAGUCCCUGGUAUUGGACAGCAAGGUGUUAAGGGAGAAAGGGGCCAGGAAGGAAGAACAGGGGCCCCAGGACCGAUUGGAGUUGGUGAACCGGGACAGCCUGGUCCACGUGGUCCUGAGGGAGCAACAGGAGAGAGGGGCCCACCAGGAGAAGGGGUUCCAGGACCAAAGGGUGAAAAGGGUUCUGAAGGACCAAUUGGCCCACAAGGAUUGCAAGGCCUGUCAAUCAAAGGGGAUAAGGGGGAUUUGGGACCUGUGGGACCCCAGGGACCAGCAGGCAUUCCUGGCAUCGGAAGUCAAGGAGAGCAGGGAAUUCAAGGUCCAAUUGGUCCACCUGGUCCACAAGGACCCCCAGGACAAGGAUCACCUGGUUCCAAGGGAGAAGUAGGCCAGAUGGGACCUACAGGCCCUAGAGGACCAAUGGGAAUUGGGGUACAGGGUCCAAAGGGGGAGCCAGGUGCAGUGGGACUCCCGGGACAGCCUGGAGUCCCAGGGGAAGAUGGGGCCUCUGGAAAGAAGGGAGAAGCUGGCCUUCCAGGAACAAGAGGCCCAGAAGGAAUGCCCGGGAAAGGACAGCCUGGCCCCAAGGGUGAUGAAGGAAAGAAAGGGAGUAAAGGAAAUCAAGGACAGAGGGGCUUUCCAGGACCCGAGGGGCCAAAGGGAGAGCCAGGCAUUAUGGGCCCUUUCGGAAUGCCUGGAACAUCAAUUCCUGGACCAGCUGGGCCAAAGGGAGAUCGAGGAGGACCUGGGAUGCCUGGUCUUAAAGGAGAACCUGGACUUUCUGUUCGAGGGCCAAAGGGUGCCCAGGGUCCUCGGGGACCUGUGGGUGCUCCAGGACUCAAAGGCGAUGGCUAUCCUGGUGUGGCUGGACCUCGAGGAAUGCCUGGACCCCCUGGACCAAUGGGCUUACGUGGUGUGGGAGACACUGGAGCAAAGGGAGAGCCAGGGGUCAGAGGCCCUCCAGGUCUUCCUGGGCCUCGGGGCGUUGGAACCCAAGGACCAAAGGGUGAUAUUGGUCAAAAAGGUCUGCCCGGCCCUCCUGGUCCCCCUGGUUAUGGAUUACAAGGAAUUAAGGGGGAGCAAGGACCUCAAGGUCUUCCAGGGUCAAAGGGUGCAGUGGGUCAUGGCCUCCCUGGUCAGAAGGGAGACCAUGGAGAACGGGGUGAUAUGGGAAAAAAGGGUGAAAAAGGCGAAAUUGGGGAGUCUGGAUCUCCAGGAAAACAGGGUUUACAAGGACCAAAAGGAGACCUGGGACUUACGAAAGAAGAAAUUAUCAAACUUAUUAUUGAAAUAUGUGGUUGCGGGCCCAAAUGCAAAGAGACUCCACUGGAGUUGGUAUUUGUAAUUGACAGUUCAGAAAGUGUAGGUCCAGAGAACUUUCAGAUCAUCCAAAAUUUUGUGAAGACUCUGGCUGACCGGGUAUCCCUGGACCUUGCCACAGCCCGGAUAGGCAUAAUCAACUAUAGCCACAAGGUGGAGAAGGUGGCUAGUCUGAAACAGUUCUCCAGCAAGGAUGACUUCAAGCUGGUGGUGGACAACAUGCAGUAUCUGGGGGAAGGCACCUACACAGCCACUGCUCUUCAAGCAGCCAAUGACAUGUUCAAGGAGGCAAGGCCAGGUGUAAAGAAGGUGGCCUUGGUCAUCACUGAUGGACAGACAGAUUCCCGAGAUAAAAAGAAACUGGCAGAUGUGGUGAAGGAUGCCGAUGACUCCAAUGUGGAAAUAUUUGUGAUUGGGGUGGUGAAGAAAGAUGAUCCAAACUUUGAAAUUUUUCACCAAGAAAUGAAUCUCAUCGCCACUGACCCAGAACAUGUUUAUCAGUUUGAUGACUUCUUUACUCUGCAAGAUACUCUGAAGCAAAAAUUGUCUAAAAAAAUUUGUGAGGAUUUUGAUUCCUAUCUCAUUCAAGUUUUUGGAUCAUCAUCCCUUCAACUUGGAUUUGGGAUGUCAGGUGAAAAUCUUGGCACAUCCACUCCAAAGCCCUCAAGAGAAAUUUCUGAGUUGUUUAAUUUACCUAGAGGCCAGAAUGAAGAGAAUGAACCCUCCAUGUUGACUGAGGCUGAUAAACUGGCUGUCCUGACCCCGCCUGAGGCCACCAGUACACCUGAGCCAUUUCUCAGCAGCUCCGAAGCAAUGGAAACCAGAACCCAAAGUCCCAAUUUGAUUUUACAGUCAGAAAAAUCUCUAUACAAAGAUCCAAGAUGUGAGGAACCCCUGAAACCUGGAAACUGUGGAGACUAUGUAGUUCGAUGGUAUUAUGACAAACAGGUCAACUCUUGUGCUCGCUUUUGGUUCAGUGGCUGCAAUGGCUCAGGGAACAGAUUCCACAGUGAAAAGGAAUGUCAAGAAACUUGCCUUAAAUGAUGAAGAAGCUCAUCAGCCUGCUCCAAUCAGAGGCUCAGAAAGAGCCCAACACAAACUUUGCGCCACAGCCGA